AUUAGUUUUGACUAGCAUGGCUACUUCCAUAUACAAAAUUCGUGAUCGCCGUCCAAAUCCUUUUAAAGAUGAAGUCAGAGAUUUUACCUUUGCAGAAACUCUUUCCCCUAGGGAGGGAAAGUAUAUGGUUAAGGCAGUAGGAAAAAUUCUUUUAGAAAUUCAAAAUAUUCUUGAAAAGCCGGAGCAAAGCUCGGUCGAUAGCCCCCCACCUUGUUGGCAGAGGGACAAAAGCACUUCUAAAAGCAGCAAAAGACUAAAAUAUCAGUCUUCGCAGGCUUUGAGUGACGACGAGGUUAAUGAACCAACAAAGGAUAUUAACCGCUGAGCUGACAAAACCUACCAUAGACGAGAACUGGAUCAGGUAGUUUCCAAAAUAAAGAAGCCAGUAGGUUGGUCUAAUGGCUCUUUGAAAUUGAAGGAUCUUCCAUCUAGUAGAUUCCCUGUGGUUAGUGGAUCAAAGUUCCACUGUCCUGAUCUCCUCUCUCCUUCCUUCAAUGGGGUCUCCCUUCUAGGGAAUGUUUAUAGCGUCAGUAGGCUAAGCGUAAAAAUAAGUUCUUUUGUCUCUUCCUUCUAUAAGCAUUACUCCAUCGUAUCUUACUCCUCGUUUAUUCUGUCUCUUAUCUAUAUUGACAGAUUUCUAAAGUCUCAAAAGAUCAACAACUUUAUGGAAUUGACAAAGUUCAGCAUCACAAGACUGUUCCUGGUAGGAAUUAUAGUGGCAAUGAAGUACCACGAGGAGUACUACAUUGAAAACAACUACUUCUUCAAGCACGCGUCCAAAUACUGCAGUAUUUUUGAUGUAAAGGAGCUUAAUGAGCUCGAGAGAAUCUUUCUCAAAACUAUUGAUUACAGACUGAAAGUUAGCCAAAAAGAACUCAACAAAUAUCUCAAUUCUGUCUAUGAAAAGUCUCAAGAACUGCAAUGCAAGCAGUUCAGAGUGUAUGUCAGUAGGUUUGAGAUCAAACAUGACUAUUUUGAGCUAGAGGAGGAAAACACUAAGGAGUCUAUUGAGUUUGAUGAAGUCCAAAAUAUGAACUGAACAUAUCCAAUAAAUAAACUUCAAACAUACUCUAAAAGGCCUCAGAUCAUCCUUAAUAACAGAUUGUUUAAUGGCUAUGAAGAGAUCUACAAGUUCUUCCAUCUUGAGAUGGUGUGUGAUGAUAAGAAAAGUAUUUCCCAGAGAGGAUCUCUCUCUACCUCUGAGGAAUCCAGAGAGAACUUUCUUAUAUUUAACUAA
This is a messenger RNA of Moneuplotes crassus, 1237 nucleotides long. The record is from the annotation of a GenBank genome assembly. NCBI's taxonomy places the organism in Eukaryota, Ciliophora, Spirotrichea, Euplotida, Euplotidae.